This is a messenger RNA of Erigeron canadensis, 1719 nucleotides long. Its product is annotated as proline dehydrogenase 2, mitochondrial-like. The record is from RefSeq and is a predicted model, not a curated record. Lineage: Eukaryota; Viridiplantae; Streptophyta; Magnoliopsida; Asterales; Asteraceae. The coding region runs from base 43 to 1611 and encodes 522 amino acids. Gene Ontology annotation, cellular component: mitochondrion. The transcript has 4 exons. Gene Ontology annotation, molecular function: proline dehydrogenase activity; FAD binding.
AUUGAUCACAAUAUCAUUUUCACCAACUUAUACAGUUAGUUGAUGGCUAUCACCAAAACUAGCUGUUCCACCAAGUUAAUCCGAUCACUUGCUUGCCAUUUCAACUCACCAUCUCCAUCCAUUGCCGCUACUCACUUUCGUUUCGCUCAAAGAACAACCAUCAACACAACAACAACCAUCUUCCCACCACAACAACAGGAAUUUCAAAAAAUCACUGACAACUGGGAAUACAACUUUGCAGACACCAAAGGCCUAUACUCAUCUGUCAAAACAUGGAAACUGAUACACUCAACUGCGAACCUUAGUAUGGCUUCAGUUGAGCCUGUGGUGGAUUUAGGGAUGUGGGUCAUGAAUUCUAAGUUGAUGGAAGUUGGGUUGGUUAGAGACAUGGUGUUGGGUGUGAUCAAACAUAGUGUUUAUCACCACUUUGUUGCUGGUGAAGAUACUUAUCAAGCUGGUCAGACAGUUAAGAAGUUGUGGGAGUGUGGUUUAAGGGGUAUGUUGGAUUAUGGUCUUGAACAUGCAGUCAAUAAUGAAUCUUGUGAUGUAAAUACUCAACAGUUUGUUAAAACUGUUGAAUCCACACAAUCUCUUCCUCCAUCUUCUGUUAGUUAUGUAGUUGUGAAGAUAACAGCUCUUUGCCCAAUCUCAUUAUUAAAGAGAGUGAGUGAUCUUCUUAGAUGGGAAUACAAAAAUUCGUCUUCUUUUCUCCCCUGGAAGCUAAAUACCCUUCCCAUAUUUGCCGAAUGCAGCCCUUUCUACCACACGUUAGAGAAACCAUCCCCUUUGACAUCAACAGAGGAGCUUGAUCUAGAAUUGGCCCACAAAAGGCUAACAACAAUAUGUGACAAGGCAUUAGAAAGCAAUGUGAAUGUGGUCAUUGAUGCAGAGGAUACUUCUAUUCAGCCGGGUAUUGAUUAUUUCACAUAUUCGGGUGCAAUCAUGUAUAACAAAGGACAAAAGCCCUUGAUUUCUGGGACCAUUCAAGCGUAUUUGAAAGAUACGGGUAAGAGGCUGUAUGAGACCAAGAAAGCUGCUGAUAGAAUGGCAUUGCCAAUAGGGUUUAAGAUUGUUAGAGGAGCUUAUAUGUCUAGCGAACGGAUUUUGGCUAGUUCUCUUGGUGUUGAGUCUCCCAUUCACAAUAGCAUCAAUGACACACACCAUUGUUUCAAUGAGUGUGCCUCAUUCAUGUUAGAUGAGGUCUCUAGUGGCCCUGGUGGGCUAAUCCUUGCUACUCAUAAUCUUGAAUCAGGAAAAUUGGCAGCCCGAAAGGCCCGCGAUUUGGGAAUUGGUAAAGAUAGUGAUAAGCUUGAGUUUGCCUCACUUUAUGGAAUGGCAGAUGCAAUGAGUUUUGGAUUGAGAAAUGCAGGGCAUAGAGUGAGUAAGUACUUGCCAUUUGGGCCUGUUGAUGAGAUCAUGCCUUACCUUCUGAGACGAGCAGAGGAAAACAAAGGGCUAAUAUCAUCUUCAUAUCUUGACAGACAUCUCAUGAUGAAAGAGCUGAAAAGGAGAAUAAAAGCUUAUGUUGGGCAAGGCUUGGCAGAAGGAGGGAGCAAAUUUAAAACACAAGCAAGCUUAUGUUGGGCAAGGCUUGGCAGAAGGAGAGAGUAAUUUUACUCUCGGCCUUCUGCUUCUAAACCUUGUUGCCAUGUUGUUCCAAGGAUGUAUAUCAAUUAAUAGGAGCGUAGGAAGUCUUGAUGAUAAUAAAAGAAAAACGCA